ACCAUCAAGCUCGCCGGCGGCCUGGAGAUGCCGGCGAACGGCCUCGGCACCUGCUGCCGCAAGACCGCCAAGGGCCCGCCCAUCGUCGCGGCGACGAAGGCGUACCUCGAGCUCGGCGGGCGGCUUUUAGAUACGGCCAUGGCCUACGGCAACCACGCGGACAUCGGCCGGGGCCUCCGCGAGAGCGGCGUGCCGCGCGACGAGGUCUGGAUCACGUCCAAGAUCAGCCCGUCGAGGGCGGCGAACUACAAGCAGUGCGCGAAGGCGACGGCGGACCUGCUCGAGGAGCUCGGCGUCGCCUUCGUGGACUUGUUAUUAAUCCACACGCCCAAGCUCGGCGAGGAGAAGACCGUCGAGCUCUGGCGGUGCCUCGUCGACGCGAAGGCGCGGGGCCAGGUCCGGGCCAUCGGCGUCUCCAACUUCAACGGCCCCGAGAUCGACGCGCUGGAGAAGGCGACGGGCGUACAGCCGGAGGUCAACCAGAUCCAGUACCACCCCUGGAGCUCCAAGGAGUGGCACGCGACCGUCGCGGCGCUCAAGGCGCGGGGCGUCGUCACGACGGCCUACAACUCGCUCGGCGGCUCGCGGUUCCCGGGGUCCCACGGCGACGCGCUGGCGACGCUCGCGGCGGCCCACGGCGCGACGGUGCCCCAGCUCCUGCUCCGGUGGGCGCUCCAGAAGGGCUGCGCGGUGAUCCCCGGCUCCUCGACGCCGGCGCACAUCGCCGAGAACCUCGCCGCGCCGGCCUUCGCGCUCUCCGCGGACGAGAUGCGGCGCAUCGAGGAC
This is a messenger RNA of Aureococcus anophagefferens, 786 nucleotides long. RefSeq lists its product as hypothetical. The transcript has a single exon. The annotation marks the transcript as partial. Lineage: Eukaryota; Pelagophyceae; Pelagomonadales; Pelagomonadaceae. Gene Ontology annotation, molecular function: oxidoreductase activity. The record is from RefSeq and is a predicted model, not a curated record.